Brassica rapa (field mustard) is the source of this 3145-nucleotide messenger RNA. RefSeq names its product serine/threonine-protein kinase BSK6. Gene Ontology annotation, molecular function: ATP binding; protein tyrosine kinase activity; protein binding. The record is from RefSeq and is a predicted model, not a curated record. Lineage: Eukaryota; Viridiplantae; Streptophyta; Magnoliopsida; Brassicales; Brassicaceae. Gene Ontology annotation, biological process: protein phosphorylation; brassinosteroid mediated signaling pathway.
CGUGUUCUCAUCCAAUGAUACGCUAUCAACAUCUACAGUUUAGUUACUGUCUUCGCGUUAGACUCAACAGGACCCUGCUUCCAAAUCCAAAUAGUGCCACUAACAUCAAACAGAACCAAGACUUAAGAAAUGGGCCUUACUCUUACCUAAAACUACAAGUUGACCACAGCUUGUAAGAGUAAAACUCAGAACAAACCUUUGUUGUGCAGCUUGAGUGGACCUAACCCGAAUGUAUUGCUGUUCCAGUGUAUGGGAUAAGACUUAAGGCAAGUGAAGUAGCUUCGAGGAACCACCAAACAGAGAAGUGAUCUCUACUUGGCUUUGAGUUAGAGCCCACACAUAAACUUGUAACUAGACCUACAUUUAUAACCUUGGGCCUGAUAACAGCCAUUGGUUUAAGAAUUACAGAGCCAGUCCCAAUUUUCUUGGUAUGCAUGUUUCAAGUCCCCUAUUUUCUUGGUAUGCAUGUUUCAAGUCCAUCGUAAUUCUUAAUCCAGUUUAGCCCCGCGAUGGUAGAAAUAGUAAAUGAGUGAUUUAUCUAUGUUUUAAUUUUGUACACAUGAUCAUUGUUUGUGUUUCAUGCUAGUAUUAGUGUGGUGCAUGUAACAUGUUAUAUGUAUGACUUUUGGGUCCAGCACUUUGGGAUUAUGUCAUAAGUAAUAAACAAAAGAAUACUUACGAACCGUCUUAUGUAAUUUCAAGUUUGUGUCAACGACCAUAUAGUUUGUGCCACUUUUUUUAAAAAAAACUAGCGGCUAGAUCCAUGUAGUUUAAAAAAAUAUAUGUAUGAAAGUUUGUGUGAUAUUAAUUCAUUUUUAGUAUAUAGUUUACCUAAACGAGCGUCCCAUUAUGAAUACGACAUGUUUUAGUUUCUGCCAGUCAUGAGCAAAAUAUACCAAAACGAUUUGAUAUCAUAUGUUUACUAAAGUACAGUAUGGAUGAUGAUUAUGAUUUAUGAAUUGAUAUUACACUCCCAAUCUCGAAAAUCUGUGGUAGAACCUACGAAAAUAAAUUGUUUUUAUGAGAAUUUCUUCUUUUUAUAAUUAAAUUCUAAAAUUAAGUGAUGAUCCAUUUGAAAAUGAAGACCAAACUCAACAAAUAUCUUUUUUUUUUUUUGCUAGUCAUGAGAAAACUAAAUUCUUUAUAUUAUCAAGAUCCUGUUGACAUUUUUCGUAUCUUAAAUAAUAUAAAUCCACAUUGAUCUUUUCAGAAGUAGUAUUAUAUACUAGUGUAGGUGCUCAUCAACUAUUUAAUUACGAUAGAUAGUAAUUUUUUAUUUUAAAUAUAUAUAUAAACUUUGCGCGCGGGAGUUUCACCAAGCGCAUUCAAAGUUUUAGUCCACCGGAAAAAAAAACACAAUCUCGUCGUCUUUCUCCCUUUGCCGACGAUGGGUUGCAUUUUCUUUAAACCUUGGCGUCGCUCUCCAUCUCGGUCGAUUAAACCAACCAUCAUCGACGAACUAGAUAAUAACGAUACUGAUGACGUGAGCUCAUGUCCGAAUUUCAGAGAGUUCAGUUUGGAACAGUUGAGAGUCGCUACAGACGGAUUCUCAGCCGGCAACAUCGUGUCGGAGCAGAGCGAGAAGGUUCCUAACAUCGUCUACAAAGGGAGGCUCAAAAACGGCAGAAAGAUAGCCGUUAAACGGUUUCAAAGGCAUUUCUGGCCUGAUUCUUCCAAGUUUAUCGAAGCAUCACAAGCAGUGGGGAGGUGUAGGAGUGAGUAUAUGGCCAAUCUGAUCGGUUAUUGCUCAAAAGGUCACGAGAGGCUUCUCGUUGCUGAGUACAUGCCCAAUGGAACACUUGCAAAACACCUCUUCCACUGGGAGAAACGACCAAUGAAAUGGGAAACGAGGUUGAAGGUUGCGUUACAUAUUGCGAGAGCCUUGGAGUACUGUAGUUCUCGGGGAAUAGACUUGUACCAUGAUCUUAACACCUACAGAAUAUUAUUUGAUAAGGUUGGGAAUCCAAGGCUGUCUUGCUUCGGUCUCAUGAAGAGUAGCAAAGAGGGAAAGAGCUAUAGCACAAAUUUGUCAUUUGCUCCACCUGAAUAUAUGCGUCUAGGUACUUUGCUACCAGAGAGUGUCAUAUUCAGUUUUGGGACUUUGUUACUAGAUCUUAUGAGUGGCAGACAUAUCCCACCAAACCAUGCACUUGAUAUGUUCCGUGGCAAAAACUAUUUGGUGCUAAUGGACUCAGCUCUGGAUGGCCAGUACUCUGAUGAGGACAGGACAGAACUAAUCCACCUAGCUACCCGCUGUUUGCGUUCUGAGCCAGACGAGAGGCCAAGCAUAAAGUUUCUUACGUUGGCUCUUUCAAGACUUGAGAAACGAGUUGAGUUAUUUCCAAACAUCAAAGUGGACAAAAACCCUACUCUACCAAUAUCAUACACUAAACCUGCAAGAAAGAAGAAGCCAUUGCGCUUGACUCCUUUAGGAGAAGCAUGCUGGAGAAUGGAUCUAAGUGUCAUACACGAACUGCUAGAGAAACUCGGAUAUGGAGAGGAUGUAGUGGUCACAAAUGAGUUCUCAUUUGAAAUGUGCACGGGUCGAAUGCAAGAGAAUACAGAUUACAAGAAGCAUGGAGAUGCUGCAUUUCGCGCUAAGGACUUUGAAACCGCAAUAGAAUUCUACACAGAGUUCAUGAGUGGAGCAACAGUGGUAUCACCAACAGUUUUGACCAGAAGGUGUCUAUGUUACCUAAUGAGCGAUAUGUUCAGCGAGGCUUUAACCGAUGCGAUGCAAGCUGAGCUUGCAUCGCCAGAGUGUUCAACCGCUCUCUACUUACAAGCGGCUUGUCUCUUAAAGCUUGGGAUGGUAGCUGAAGCUAAAGAAGCGCUCAGUCAUGGCUCUUCUCUCGAAUCUUUUUAGAGUUACAACAAAACAAAGAUUUGUACAGCUUAAACCAAAUAUUAGUACCAUCAAAAUUUUGUGUGCUAAAACAAGAUUCGUGUAUUUUCAAUAUUUAGUAGUGUUUUGAUAUAAAGCAUCAUUUUAAGCUUGUUGUGAAUGCCAUGUUACAAAGGUGAAACAACCAUCAUGAUACGGUAAAUGCAGACGCCAUGACAUACAAGUUGCGUCUAAGUUGAAAAGACUCAAAACUCAUAACUAUAUAAACUAUUUCUACUAAAUUACAUCACAAAAAAAAAA